This is a messenger RNA of Vitis riparia (riverbank grape), 1747 nucleotides long. RefSeq names its product transcription factor MYC1-like. Lineage: Eukaryota; Viridiplantae; Streptophyta; Magnoliopsida; Vitales; Vitaceae. The record is from RefSeq and is a predicted model, not a curated record. The coding region runs from base 165 to 1571 and encodes 468 amino acids. Gene Ontology annotation, cellular component: nucleus. Gene Ontology annotation, molecular function: transcription cis-regulatory region binding; DNA-binding transcription factor activity; protein dimerization activity. Gene Ontology annotation, biological process: regulation of DNA-templated transcription. The transcript has a single exon.
AGUUACCAAAGACGAUGUCCUAUAAUGGUCCGAACAUUGUUAUCUCAGAACCCAUCGUCAGUUUCAUCCAUUCUCUCUUUUUCUUUCCUUUUGUAUCAUUCAAAGGCAAAGCAAGGCAGGAGCGUUGAGCUGAGUGCCGCAGUCGAUCGAGAAGCUAAUCGGUUAUGGAAGAUAUAAUCUCUUCGUCUUCUUCAUCUUCUUUCCUGCAUGCUUGUCAGGAGAACACGCCCUCGCUUCAGCAACGCCUCCAUUUCAUCAUUCAGAACCGCCCGGAGUGGUGGGCUUAUGCGAUCUUCUGGCAGCCGGCGAAGGAUCCCAAUGGAAACCAUGUGUUGUCAUGGGCUGAUGGCUACUGCAACAAGGACCUUGGGUCGAAGGACUGCAACAAGCUCAGCCAGCCGCUGUUCGGGUUCGAUUUGGAGAGGAAGAAAGUGAACAGAGGGAUUCAUGCUCUUUUCCACGAUAGCUCGGAGAUUGAUGGAUCCAUGGACGGCGAUGUGGCGACCUGGGAGUGGUACUACAUGGUGUCUGUCACCAAGUCAUUUGUGGUCGGAGAUGGGGUUCUGGGCAGGGUGUUUAGCUCCGGCGCCUUUGUGUGGCUGACUGAUCGUGAGCUACAAUGCUAUGAUUGUGAAAGAGUGACUGAAGCUCGAAUGAAUGGGAUUCGGACACUGUUGUGUGUUUCAACCUCAUGUGGCGUACUGGAAUUGGGUUCUUUAGAUAUGAUCAAGGAAGACUGGGGUCUGGUCUUGUUAGCCAAAUCCCUAUUCGGCUCAAAGCCAUCCACCCAGGUGAGCCAAAUCCAAAUGCCGGAUCGCAACCUCUCCAUCUUCGACAUUGGAGCAGCGUCAGGAGUUCAAAGAGAGAGCCACGAAGGUAAGCAACAGAAAGACCAUGAUAAGAAAGACGCCGGCACCACCAUAGGUAGGUCAUCUUCUGAUUCCGGGCAUUCUGAUUCCGACGAACCAUUCGCCUCGGCAUUGACGGAGAACAUCCGGCCCAAGAAGAGAGGAAGAAAGCCUGCAACCGGGCGAGAGAUGCCUCUAAACCACGUGGAGGCGGAGAGGCAGCGGCGGGAGAAGCUUAACCACCGCUUCUAUGCGCUCCGGGCAGUCGUCCCCAAUGUGUCGAGGAUGGACAAAGCAUCUCUCCUUGCAGAUGCAGUUUCAUACAUCCAUGAGCUCAAAACCAAAAUUGACGACUUGGAAACAAAACUCCGAGAAGAAGUGCGAAAACCAAAGGCGUGUCUAGCUGAGAUGUAUGAUAAUCAAAGCACAACCACAACCAGCAUUGUUGAUCAUGGAAGAUCAUCUUCAAGCUAUGGUGCAAUUAGGAUGGAAGUAGACGUGAAGAUUAUAGGGUCUGAAGCCAUGAUAAGGGUUCAGUGUCCCGAUCUAAAUUACCCUUCUGCAAUCUUAAUGGAUGCACUUCGAGACCUGGAUCUUCGAGUUCUUCACGCAAGCGUAUCCAGCGUCAAGGAGCUGAUGCUUCAAGAUGUUGUGGUCAGAAUCCCCGAAGGGUUGACGAGUGAAGAGGCCAUGAGGACUGCAAUACUCAAAAGAAUGCAGUAAGUUUGUAUUGAUCAUCUUCAGAAAGCUUAUUUUCAAUCACCACAACUUUCUGUCUUGACUACUUUAGAUAUAUAUGUAUGUAUAUGCAUCUGUCGAAGUGUAGAACUGGAGGAAGUUGACUAAGCUUUCUAAUCUUCCAUUAAUAUAUGAAUGGAACUCCAAAUUAACCUUGUUGA